This is a messenger RNA of Rhodofomes roseus, 2939 nucleotides long. RefSeq names its product MCM-domain-containing protein. Bases 54 to 2798 code for a protein of 914 amino acids. Gene Ontology annotation, cellular component: MCM complex; nucleus. The record is from RefSeq and is a predicted model, not a curated record. Lineage: Eukaryota; Fungi; Basidiomycota; Agaricomycetes; Polyporales; Fomitopsidaceae. The transcript has 10 exons. Gene Ontology annotation, biological process: double-strand break repair via break-induced replication; mitotic DNA replication initiation; DNA replication. Gene Ontology annotation, molecular function: 3'-5' DNA helicase activity; single-stranded DNA binding; ATP binding.
CCUAUCAUAAUCCUUCAACAAGUCAGACCCCCUCCUGCGAUCUACACAACAAAAUGACACCUCGCGGCGGCAAGCGACGUCGCUCAGCGACUCCCCCGCCGGGUUCGUCGCCCCCAGCAGCGCGACCUGCACACGCGCGACGCGACUCCGAAUCAUCUUUACCACCUUCGUCACCUCCACCUCCCUUCUCCGACACAGAUGAGAGCCUUGAUGAGCGUGAUGCCGUCCGAGAUGUUGACGACGACGCGGAAGAGGAGGACGGUGAAGACCUGUUUGGGGAGCAGCUGGAGAACGACUACGCGGAUAACCUCCCUCUAGACCGCUACUCGGACACAGGGCUGAAUGACGAGGACGUCGAGGAGAUGAGCCUCGCACAGCGACGCGCCGCUGAAGCGCAGAUGGCCGCCAGGGAUCGCCGUGAACAGGGUGGCCGCAGAGGCCAGCGUGCCGCGCGGCGGAGUCUCAUGCCUAACUUUUUGCAGAGCGACGAUGAUAUGGACGACAUGGACGGCCACGGGCUCCUCGCAGGGACGAAGAGGCGUACGCGGCGGCAGUACGAUGAACGAAAGGACAUGGACGACCUGGAGGGCGCGGAGGAUGAGAUCCCGCUCGAACAGCUGAGCGAUAUCAAGGCGAAGUCUAUCGUCGAAUGGAUUGCGAACGAGCGCGUCCGCAGAUCUAUCAUCCGUCAUUUCCGCCAAUUUCUGAUGACCUACGUUGACGACCACGGUGCCUCAGUGUAUGGCCAGCGGAUCCGUAACCUUGGAGAAAACAACUCGGAGUCUCUUGAGGUCUCCUACCUGCACCUUGCCUUCUCAAAGCCAAUCCUCGCUUACUUCCUCACGAAUUCGCCCAGCCCGAUGCUCGCCAUCUUCGAUGAAGUAGCGCUCAAUGCCAUCCUUGUGUACUAUCCGUCGUACGAACGGAUCCACUCCGAGGUACACGUGCGCAUCACGGAUCUCCCACUCAGCUCGUCACUGCGAGAUCUGCGUCGGUCGCACCUGAACACGCUCGUGCGUGUAACGGGUGUGGUGACGAGGCGGACGGGUGUCUUCCCUCAGCUGAAAUAUGUCAAGUUCGACUGCAGGAAGUGCGGCGCAGUCCUUGGCCCGUUCUACCAGGACGCGACAAAGGAAGUCAAAAUUAGUUAUUGUCCGAACUGUGAGGGCAAGGGUCCGUUCUCAGUCAACUCGGAGCAGACUGUGUACCGAAACUAUCAGAAGAUGACCCUACAGGAGUCACCGGGGUCCGUCCCUCCUGGUCGGCUGCCGAGGCACCGUGAGGUCAUCCUUCUGUGGGACUUGAUCGACAUGGCGAAGCCGGGAGAGGAGAUUGAAGUGACUGGUAUAUAUCGCAACAACUUCGACGCAUCUCUCAACUCGAAGAAUGGCUUCCCUGUCUUCUCCACAGUCCUCGAGGCCAAUCACAUCAACAAAAAAGAAGACCAGUUUGCUGCAUUCCGCCUGACGGAGGAGGAUGAGAAGGAGAUCCGUACACUCGCAAAGGACGAUCGCAUCCGGAAGCGUAUCGUCAAGUCCAUUGCACCGUCGAUAUACGGGCACGAAGACAUCAAGACAGCGCUUGCGCUCUCGCUAUUCGGUGGUGUGCCGAAGGACAUCAACCGCAAGCACCGGAUCCGAGGUGACAUCAACGUGCUGCUGCUGGGUGACCCAGGUACAGCGAAGUCGCAGUUCCUGAAGUACGUUGAGAAGACGGCGCACCGGUCGGUGUUCGCGACCGGGCAGGGCGCGUCCGCGGUGGGUCUGACGGCGAGCGUGCGCAAGGACCCGGUAACGCGCGAGUGGACGCUCGAGGGCGGCGCACUCGUCCUCGCGGACAAGGGGACAUGCCUCAUCGACGAGUUCGACAAGAUGAACGACGCGGACCGGACGUCGAUCCACGAGGCGAUGGAGCAGCAGAGCAUCUCAAUCUCGAAGGCGGGGAUCGUGACGACGCUGCAGGCGCGCUGCGCGAUCAUUGCGGCGGCCAACCCGAUUCGGGGCCGGUACAAUCCGACCAUUCCGUUCCAGCAGAACGUCGAGCUCACGGAGCCGAUCCUGUCCCGGUUCGAUGUCUUGUGUGUGGUGAAGGACACGGUGGAUCCGGUGCAGGACGAGCUCCUGGCCCGCUUCGUCGUGGGCAGCCAUCUGCGAAGCCACCCUAAAUUCGAUGUGGAGAAGGAUGAGAUCGAAGUUGGUACGACUUUGGAUGCGGACGUCAUUCCCCAGGACCUUUUGCGCAAGUACAUUAUGUACGCCCGCGAGAAGAUCCGGCCGAAGUUGUAUGACCUUGACCAGGAGAAGCUGGCACGCCUCUUCUCCGACCUCAGGCGCGAGUCACUGGCCACGGGUUCGUUCCCGAUCACGGUCCGCCACCUGGAGAGCAUGAUUCGGAUGGCGGAGGCGAGUGCGAAGAUGGCGCUGCGGGAGUAUGUACGGGCGGACGACAUUGACCUCGCGAUCUCCGUGACCGUCGGUAGCUUCGUGAACGCGCAGAAAAUGUCCAUCAAGAGGACCUUGGAACGGGGUUUCCGCAAAUACCUCACACAGGCGCGCGAUCACGAGGAGCUGCUUGCCUUCUUGCUUGGGCAGAUCGUGAAGGAGAAGGCGCGAUUCUACCAGCUCCAGCGCCAUCAGCAGCCCGAUGUCAUCUCUAUCAAGGCCUCUGAGCUGGACGAGCGGGCCAAGGAGCAUGAUAUCUUUGACACCACGCCCUUCCUGCGGUCAAGGUUGUUUGCUGCGAAUGGUUACAAGCUGAAGGACGAUACGAUUGAGAAGAGCUUCACGCAGGGCGCGUGAGCAUCUUGGGCAAUCAUCAUUGGUGUGUUAUAUUGUCACUGUACUAUUGGUUCUAAUCGAGAAUGCUGUUUUGUAACUGUCUCUCUGCUGUGAGGUGUUUGUACUGAUGGGUUGCACGAAUUAACAUCCACUGUACACCUA